AGAGGCAGCGGUUGGAGGCGCGGUGGGUGUCUGCGGGGGUCUCGCGGGGCGGCUGCGGUGUUUCACCGGGAAAGGCUCGAGGAGAGCGCGGCUCACGAGAGAUAACCCAGCUGUGCUCCCUGGAACCUUCAAUUUCAAGGCCUCCCUGCCUCUACUAGGCGCCUUAGCUCACUAUGGGGAACCACUUGACUGAGAUGGCGCCCACUGCCUCCUCCUUCUUGCCCCACUUCCAAGCCCUGCAUGUCGUGGUCAUUGGGCUGGACUCUGCUGGAAAGACCUCCCUCCUUUACCGCCUCAAGUUCAAGGAGUUUGUCCAGAGUGUCCCCACCAAAGGCUUCAACACCGAGAAGAUCCGGGUGCCCCUCGGGGGAUCGCGUGGCAUCACCUUCCAAGUGUGGGACGUCGGGGGGCAGGAGAAGCUGCGACCACUGUGGCGCUCUUAUACCCGCCGGACAGACGGUCUAGUGUUUGUGGUGGACGCUGCGGAGGCUGAGCGGCUGGAGGAAGCCAAGGUGGAGUUGCACCGAAUCAGCCGGGCCUCGGACAACCAGGGCGUGCCAGUGCUGGUGCUGGCCAACAAGCAGGACCAGCCCGGGGCACUGAGCGCUGCUGAGGUGGAGAAGAGGCUGGCAGUCCGAGAGCUAGCAGCCGCCACUCUCACUCAUGUGCAAGGCUGCAGCGCUGUGGACGGUCUGGGCCUGCAGCAGGGCCUUGAGCGCCUCUAUGAGAUGAUCCUCAAGAGGAAGAAGGCAGCUCGGGGUGGCAAGAAGAGACGGUGACCCAAGCCCCCCCUCCCUUUCCUCCCACCUAGUAGGGGUCUGCACACUUGGACAGCAGGGUGGGACCAGCCUGUGACCUCUCAGUCAGACUGGGGUGCAGGACCUGUCCACCUCAAUGAAGGAGAGAGGAGCAUGGGGUGUCCCGUUUUGGUGCCACACUGGGGUGGGGAUGGGAGAUGGGAUGUCUUUGCAUAUCUCUCUCAUCCUCUCUGGAGAAGUGGGCGCUGCAGGACUGUGGAGACGUAAAUGUAAACUGUGACUCUACCUCGACCCUGUUUCUUAUUUUUCUUCUCUGGCUAAAAAUUUUUAAUUGGAUGUGUUUGGGGGCGGGGGGAUGGAAGUGACUUGGAGAAUGUGUUUGGGAUGAAAUAACUAUCUCCCCUUCCUCUGUCCCCCAACUGGGGAGUCUCCCCAGGCUGCUUUUCUAGGAAUACCAGUCACAUAGUUUUUAUUUUUGUGUCUGUGAAAGUGCCAAGAACCCCUCCCCACAUUUGUAGAUCCAUGACCCUUUUUAUAAGCUGUGUGUGUCCUCUGUAUUAUUGUUAUUAACUAUUUUUUAGCAUUUGCCUGUAAGUUAUUAAAGACUGAUAACUGUAGCUCUUACCUUGGUCUGGGGCAUUUUCCUCUCCUUAUCUUGCCCCAGAGACAAUUCAAGAUUUCUAUAUGGGGUUGUGGCGCAGGGGGAGGGAGAUUUAUCUUGAAGCUGAAUUUGCAAAGCAAGCACUUAUAAAAAUUAGAUUGUGUGUUACGGGAUGGCUUGUGAAAAUUAUAGGGGGGAGUGGAAAACCCCUCAAGCUAU
Homo sapiens (human) is the source of this 1578-nucleotide messenger RNA. RefSeq names its product ARF like GTPase 4D (gene ARL4D). The transcript has 2 exons. The record is from RefSeq and is marked reviewed. Bases 174 to 779 code for a protein of 201 amino acids. Gene Ontology annotation, molecular function: GTP binding; GTPase activity. Lineage: Eukaryota; Metazoa; Chordata; Mammalia; Primates; Hominidae. Gene Ontology annotation, cellular component: plasma membrane; cytoplasm; nucleolus.